This is a messenger RNA of Euleptes europaea (tarantolino), 3125 nucleotides long. It is a transcript of the gene PLCL1, whose product is annotated as phospholipase C like 1 (inactive). The transcript has 6 exons. The record is from RefSeq and is a predicted model, not a curated record. The coding region runs from base 132 to 3125 and encodes 997 amino acids. Gene Ontology annotation, molecular function: phosphatidylinositol-4,5-bisphosphate phospholipase C activity. Lineage: Eukaryota; Metazoa; Chordata; Lepidosauria; Squamata; Sphaerodactylidae. Gene Ontology annotation, biological process: intracellular signal transduction; lipid metabolic process.
CCGUCUCCACCGCCGCCGACCCGGAGGCCGGGCUGCUGGAAGCCGCCCGCGCCGCCCCGCGCCGCAGCAGCAUCAUCAAGGACCCGGCAAACCAAAAAUGUGGAAGAAAGAAGACAGUGUCCUUCAGCAGUAUGCCAUCGGAGAAGAAGAUAAGUAGCGCAAGCGACUGUAUCAGCUUCAUGCAAGCUGGUUGUGAACUCAAGAAAGUCCGACCAAGCUCCCGUAUUUAUAACCGAUUUUUUACUCUUGAUCCCGACUUGCAAGCUCUUCGCUGGGAACCAUCUAAAAAAGAUAUUGACAAGGCUAAACUUGAUAUUUCUGCUGUGAAAGAGAUCCGGUUAGGCAAAAACACUGAAACAUUCAGGAAUAAUGGUCUUGCAGAUCAGAUUUCUGAAGACUGUGCCUUCUCUAUAAUUCAUGGGGAGAAUUAUGACUCGCUAGACUUGGUUGCCAAUUCAGCAGACGUGGCCAACAUUUGGGUGUCAGGUUUGAGGUACCUGGUUUCUCGUAGCAAGCAAUCAUUGGAUUUGAUAGAAGGUAAUCAGAAUACUCCCCGGUUUGCAUGGCUUACAUCUGUAUUUGAAGAGGCAGAUGUUGACGGUAAUGGGAUCAUGUUGGAAGAUACAGCAGUAGAAUUAAUAAAACGCUUGAACCCUGCCUUAAAGGAGUCAAAGAUUAGGUUAAAAUUUAAGGAAAUCCAGCGGAGCAAAGAGAAGCUAACAACCCGUGUAACAAAGGAGGAGUUUUGUGAAGCUUACACUGAACUUUGCACUAGACCAGAAGUCUAUUUUUUGCUCGUGCAGAUCUCUAAAAACAAAGAAUACCUAGACGCAAAUGACCUCAUGCUUUUUUUAGAAGCCGAGCAAGGAGUGAUGCACAUAACCGAGGAAAUGUGUCUUGAUAUCAUUCGCAGGUAUGAAUUCUCUGAGGAAGGACAGUUGAAAGGUUUUCUUUCAAUUGAUGGAUUUACCCAAUAUUUGUUGUCCCCAGAAUGUGACAUCUUUGAUCCUGAGCACCAGAAGGUUGUCCAAGACAUGACUCAGCCUUUGUCACAUUACUACAUCAAUGCAUCUCACAAUACCUACCUAAUAGAAGACCAGGUACGAGGACCAGCAGAUAUCAAUGGUUAUGUCAGAGCAUUGAAGAUGGGCUGCAGAAGUAUUGAGCUGGAUGUUUGUGAUGGUCCUGAUAACGAGCCCAUCAUUUGCAGUCGUAAUAGCAUGACAUCACCUCUUGCCUUUCGCUGUGUUAUUGAGGUAAUCAACAAAUUAGCCUUCAUUUCUUCAGAGUACCCUCUCAUUCUUUGCUUGGGAAACCACUGUUCUAUACAACAACAGAAGGUCAUGGUUCAGCAGAUGAAGAAAGUCUUUGGAAAUAAGCUCUACACAGAUACUCCAUUAUCAUCGGAAGCAUACCUCCCAUCUCCAGAGAAACUAAAAAUGAAGAUCAUAAUUAAAGGGAAGAAGUUACCAUACGGUCAAGAUUUGAUGGAGGGCGAGGUUACCGAUGAGGAUGAAGAAGCUGAAAUUUCUCGAAGAAUGUCAGAAGAAUCCUUGGUGGAACCAAAGAUGACCUGGUUAUGCAAGGGGCUCUCUGAUAUGGUAUCUAUAUGCAAAUCUGUCAAGUUCACAGAUUUUGAGAGCUCCAUGAAGAGUCAGAACUAUUGGGAAAUCUGCUCCUUCAGUGAAUCAGAGGCCAGUAGAAUUUCAAAUGAGUAUCCAGAGGACUUUGUAAACUAUAACAAGAAAUUUCUGUCUAGAAUAUACCCUAGUGCCAUGAGAAUAGAUUCCAGUAACUUAAACCCGCAAGAUUUUUGGAACUGUGGCUGCCAAAUAGUAGCAAUGAACUAUCAAACUCCAGGACCAAUGAUGGAUUUACAUACUGGAUGGUUUCUACAAAACGGGGUGUGUGGGUAUGUCCUUAGACCUUCUGUUAUGCGGGAAGAGGUUUCAUACUUCAGCGCAAAUACAAAGGGCAUAGUUCCAGGGGUCUCUCCUCAAGUUUUACAUGUCAAAAUCAUCAGCGGUCAGAACUUUCCAAAGCCCAAAGGAGCAUGUGCCAAGGGGGAUGUCAUAGAUCCCUAUGUGUGCAUAGAAGUCCAUGGUAUUCCUGCAGACUGCGCUGAGCAGAGAACAAAAACAGUUCAGCAGAACAGUGAUAACCCUAUUUUCGAUGAGAGCUUUGAGUUCCAGAUAAAUCUGCCCGAACUUGCCAUGAUCCGUUUUGUUGUACUGGAUGAUGAUUAUAUUGGCGAUGAGUUCAUUGGCCAAUAUACCAUCCCCAUGGAAUGCCUACAGCCGGGUUAUCGGCACGUACCUUUGCGUUCCUUUGUGGGAGACGUUAUGGAGCAUGUGACGCUUUUUGUACACAUUGCCCUAACUAACCGAAGCGGUGGAGGAAAGGCUCAAAAACGCAGCCUGGGGGUUAGAAUAGGGAAAAAAACAAGAGACUAUACCAUGCUGCGGAACACUGGCCUUAAGUCUAUAGAUGACAUCUUCAAAGUUGCGGUCCAGCCACUAGGAGAGGCAACUGACAUGAGAGACAACAUGCAGAACGCAAUUGUAUCUGUCAAAGAGCUCUGUGGACUCCCGCCGAUUACCAGUCUGAAGCAGUGCAUUUUGACCCUGUCUUCGCGGCUGGUGAACAGCGACAACGUCCCCUCGGUGGUUCUCAACAUGAAAGACAACUUUCCUUAUCUGGAACCUUUGGGGACGCUGACGGACGUCCAGAAGAAGGUUCUAGCUGCAUAUGACAUGAUGAUUCAGGAAAGCAGGGUUCUUAUAGAAACAGCAGACGCCAUUUAUGACAAGAUUGUUCAGUGCCAGAAAACAGGAAUGGAAUUCCAUGAAGAGCUUCAUAACCUGGGAACAAGAGAAGGUCUAAAAGGGAGGAAGCUCAGCAAAGCCAUUGAAAGUUUUGCGUGGAAUAUCACUGUGCUUAAGGGACAAGGCGACCUACUGAAGAAUGCCAGAAACGAAGCCCUGGAGAACAUGAAGCAGAUCCAGUUGGCCUGUUCGUCGUGCGGACUGAGCCGAGCCGGCAGCGGGAGUGCGGACGCCAAGUCCAAGCGUAGCCUUGAGGCGAUUGAAGAAAAGGAGACGGGGGACGAGAACGGGAGACCGUGA